Molecule: messenger RNA, 1283 nt
Organism: Hibiscus syriacus
Lineage: Eukaryota; Viridiplantae; Streptophyta; Magnoliopsida; Malvales; Malvaceae
Product: transcription factor VIP1-like
Exons: 4
Coding region: 118-1056 (312 amino acids)
Biological process (GO): regulation of DNA-templated transcription
Cellular component (GO): nucleus
Molecular function (GO): DNA-binding transcription factor activity
Source: RefSeq, a predicted model, not a curated record
CUCUCAACACCACUAAUAAUUCCCACCACUUGUAACAAUAAUACUAAUAAUCUUUUCCACCUAGCCGCCGCCGGCGGAGCCGCCGUUUUCUCAGCCUAUUUCUAGAAGUAAACGAAGAUGGAGCAAAAGAUGAGAAUGGAGAUAGACCAAAUGCCUCCACGUGGAGCUCACCAUAGGCGAGCCCAUUCCGACACAACUUUCCGUUUCGACGAUCUUCUCCUCUUCGACCCGUCGGACCUCGAUCUUUCAUGCCUUGACCUUCCCGAUUCCUCCCCCAGUCCCGCUCUUCCACCUGUCGCACCUGUGGCCGCUGAAUCCUCUGACGGCUCCUCAUCCAACUGCCUUCCAUUCCCCACCCAAAAUAACCCUAGGCAAAUCUCUUCCCACCGCCGUAGCCUUUCCGUUGACUCUGAUUUCUUCGACGGGCUCGGGUUGUCUGGUCCCACGAUUUCCGGAGGUGCCAGGGGUGAGAUAUUUGACGGGAAAAGAGAUGUGGGAGAGAAGAGGGUUCACCACAGGCAUAGUAACUCGAUGGACGGUUCGAGUACAACAUCGUUUGACGUUGAGUCAUUCAUGGCCGUUGAUGGUGUUAAGAAAGCUAUGGCUCCUGAUAGACUCGCUGAGCUUGCCCUUAUCGAUCCCCAAAGAGCUAAAAGGAUUCUGGCAAACAGGCAAUCGGCUGCGCGUUCAAAGGAGAGGAAGAUUAGAUACACGAGUGAACUGGAAAAGAAGGUCCAGACUCUUCAGACAGAAGCUUCCAAUCUCUCCGCACAGGUCACAAUGUUACAGAGAGAUACUACUGGGUUGACUAAUGAGAAUAAGGAAUUGAAACUACGACUACAGGCUCUGGAGCAACAAACGCAUCUUAGAGAUGCUUUGCAUGAAAAUUUGAGGGAAGAAGUGCAACGGCUUAGGAUACAAGCUGGCCAAGUGUCCACGAUGAAUGGAAAUCCUUUCAAUAGAGGAGUGCCUCCUCAGUUUUUACCCCAUCAACCUGCUCCACAUCCCUUCGGUGUCCUGCAGAGACCGCCGCAACAACAACAGCCGAAACUUUGAACGGACAGCCUCAACCUCGCUUUACCGAUUUUAACCAAAGGCCAUAGUUUCAUGUUGGAAAUAAAUGCUCUGGAAGCACAAGAAAAUUCAUUCAACGUAAGCAUAUUGUAGAUAGAUUACAGGGUGAAGUUGUGAAGGAGUCUUGCUGGGAUCAGUCCCUUCGUAUCUGUUUCACAUAUGGCUUUAUCACCAUUACAGUAGAGAAAUGAACCGAGAUGUGUUGUUUA